AUGACCAACCUCACGGCAGUAUCUGUCUUCCUCCUCCGGGGCUUCUCGGCUGACCCUGAGUUACAGCUGCUCAGCGCUGCCGCCUUCCUUCUCAUCUACCUGGCUGCGAUUCUGGCGAACAUCUCCAUCAUGGCCGCCGUGACACUCAACACCCGCCUGCACACGCCCAUGUACUUCUUCCUCAAACACCUCUCCCUGGUGGAUAUCUGCUCCAUAACCACUACUCUGCCCCGGGCCCUGGUGGCUACCAUGGUGGGCUCUGUGGAGAUUUCCCUCCCUGCAUGCGCAUCCCAGCUCUUUGCCUUUGUCUGCCUUGGGUCCACAGAGUGUUUUCUCAUCACCUCCAUGGCUUACGAUCGUUGUCUGGCCAUCUACAGGCCCCUGAUGUAUGGGAGAGCCAUGAGCCCCCGGACUUGCCUCUCCCUGAUGGUGGUAGCCUGGGGCAGCGGGAUCAUCUUCUCCACCUUCCACACAGCCAACACCUUCUCCCUGCCCUUCUGUGGCCCCAACACAAUUGACCACUUCUUCUGCGACAUCCCCCCACUCAUGCACCUGGCCUGUGCCAACGCAGAUGCCCAUGAGGCUGCUGGAUUUGCAGCCAGUGGCUGCAUCAUCAUGAGCUGCUUUGCCCUCACCGUCCUGUCCUACAUCCGCAUCUUGGCCACGGUGGUCCAGAUCCGCUCCUCGGCUGGCCGCUGGAAGGCCUUCUCCACGUGCUCUUCCCACCUGGCCACUGUGCUCCUGUUUUAUGGCACCGGCAGCUCUGCCUACAUGCAGCCCACCGCCCACUACUCCCCGCUGCAAGGGCGCAUGGCUGCUGUCUUCUACUCCAUCCUCACACCCACCCUGAACCCGCUUAUCUACAGCUUGAGGAACAAGGACAUGAAGGGAGCCCUGAGGAAGCUCUAUCUUCAGGCGCCAUCUUAG
Molecule: messenger RNA, 927 nt
Organism: Ceratotherium simum simum (southern white rhinoceros)
Lineage: Eukaryota; Metazoa; Chordata; Mammalia; Perissodactyla; Rhinocerotidae
Product: olfactory receptor 10AG1-like
Biological process (GO): G protein-coupled receptor signaling pathway
Cellular component (GO): membrane
Molecular function (GO): G protein-coupled receptor activity; olfactory receptor activity
Source: RefSeq, a predicted model, not a curated record